UGAAAUGGCGGAGUAUAUGUCUGGAUCAGAUGGGCAAACAGAUGUGAAGCAAAGUUCUAAGAUUGCGAGGGCCGGUGAAGUUACAGCUGAUGUAAAAAUAGUCGAUCACUCCCGAUCUAUUGGAAAUUUUAAUGGACCGAGUGUAUACAUUGAAGGAACUUAUGGAUAUCUUCUGAUCCUUAACCAGAGGAAAGAUAGAGAAGGAUCAGAAAAAGAUGUCAAAAAUCUUCUAUCCUUCUUUGAAAAAAUAUUGUUCUUUGAGACAGAUGUAAUAGAUCAGAAUACAAUUUCCGAGACAGAAAUGGAUGAUAGGAUAAACAAAGCAAGAAACAAGUUAAACGCAGAUCCCAAUAUAUCGUGCUUCGUAUGCGUUAUAAUGGCACAUGGCGCAUUGGGUACGUUUUACGUGAAAGGUGGGCCUAAAACAGUCGAAAGUGUCAGACAAGCAUUUUGCAACGAGUCUUUACCAAAGUUUACAGGUCGACCCAAAGUGUUUCUUCUCCAAUGCUGUAGAGGUGAUAAAGAAAAUAAGUAUACGACUGUCAAGGACUCAGACUUGAAGGAACGAAUGAUUUCCGUUCCGAACGAUGCUGAUACGUUAAUUGCGUUUGCUACAACGCCUGAGCAUGUUGCUUACCGAGAACCGUAUGACCCGGAAGAACAGAAAGAGCAGAAACAGGAAAGACAGAGACAGGGAAGCCACUUCCUCAACAUUUGUAUAGACGUGUUUAAAGACCAGUAUGAAAAAAAACAUUUAGAAGAAAUGCUUGUCAGGGUGAGAGAAAAAGUAAAUGCUACGCCAUUUACGGUUUUAGAAAAUGAUGAACAUAUUUUAUAUUCACAAAUGGCAUGCGUUUGGAGCAGCUUAACCAAGGUUUUGUAUUUGAAAAAAAAACUGCCUGAUUUUUUUUAUAGUUGCCGAUAAAGAACAUUAAUGUAACAAUUUUCAUGUAACUACAUUUAACAAACGUUUCAGGCGUUAAACAUAUUAAGUCAUUCUGUACAAAACAUGAACUAGGAAUAACAAACGAAAAACGCUCUGAUUGACACAACAUAACAUGACCCUCAUAACUUGACCUGAAACCUCAUAUUUCCAUACUUAAAAACAGUCAAAAGGUCGAACUCACUAAAUAUAGCAUUUUAUCUGUUUUGUUCCUCAUUUUACAUACAUUUUCUGACACGUUUUUCUGUAAGUGUACAUUCGAUGUAUAUACAAGUGUAUAUUGGUUUGUAUUGCCUUAGUCUAAUUAUGCUUAGCUUAAUGAUACAAUGCGCUUACGUGUAUAUUCAAGCUUCAACGCUUAUCAGUGUAAGAUGCCGAAAUGUUUGAACGGCGUUAGAUAUUAGCCAUUUUAAAUACGUUUAUAUUAACGUGACAGCUAUUAACCUGUUUUUAGUUAUGUUAUACAUACGAAAGCAAGCUUAUGCACAUACAAUGUUGGUACUACAAUAUGUUCACGAUAUAAUUGUCGUAUUUGAAAUAUAUUGUAUUUUUUAUAUGAUUAUGUAUGAACUUCUUUACCAUAUCAAUUCACAAGUUUUAAAAAUGGUUAAACAUCCGUUUAUUAUCUCAAUACCUUGAUUUUUCUACAUGAACUCAUGCCCAUAUUAAAGAUUUUACAAGAAUACAAAGUGUUCAUACUGUAUAUUGGCAUGUGAAAAAAACAUAAUU
Dreissena polymorpha is the source of this 1672-nucleotide messenger RNA. RefSeq names its product caspase-7-like. Gene Ontology annotation, molecular function: cysteine-type endopeptidase activity. The record is from RefSeq and is a predicted model, not a curated record. Gene Ontology annotation, biological process: proteolysis. The transcript has 7 exons. NCBI's taxonomy places the organism in Eukaryota, Metazoa, Mollusca, Bivalvia, Myida, Dreissenidae. The coding region runs from base 5 to 925 and encodes 306 amino acids.